ACGAAGAAAGACGGUCAAUGACACGCCCGCUGACCAAUAGCGAAUGGAGUUGUUCCACAUGUAACGCCACGCCCUUUUCGGUUUUCUCUGCCCUCUCGGCUUCCUCUCUUCCGUGCAAGCAUUGCAUUAGAAGACGUUGACGGCUGGUCUGCUCGGACGGACUCCCCUCUUACGCCUGCCUCCGCGACGACCAGGUUCUCCAUCUCUCUCCUCCUCAGAUCCGAAAGGUUCAGAGCCUAUCGAUCUAUCGGCUAAAGAACAGAAGGAAAUCGACGAGAGAAAGAAACGAAGGUAGAGAGAUGCCCAAUUGGGAGCUCAAGCACUGCUGCGACCACGAGCAGUCCGUCUUCAUCGUCACCAUUGCCGUCUUCACCGUCGUCAUCCUCGCCUUGUGGAGGACAGUGCUGCUGACACCUUUCAAGCUCAUCACGGUGUUUCUCCAUGAGACGAGCCAUGCUCUCGCCUGCAAACUAACAUGCGGUGAUGUUGAAGGCAUACAGGUACAUGCAAAUGAGGGUGGAGUCACACAAACUCGUGGUGGGAUCUAUUGGAUCAUUUUGCCAGCUGGAUAUCUUGGCUCAUCAUUCUGGGGAAUGGUUUUCAUUCUUGCAUCUACUAAUCUUCUCACAACGAGAAUUGCUGCUGGUUGCUUCCUGCUUGCAUUGCUUGUUGUACUAUUUGUUGCCAAAAAUUGGUUGCUUCGUGGACUUUGUAUAGGCUUUAUCAUAUUUCUUGCAAUUGUUUGGCUUCUGCAAGAAACUACCAAGGUUCGCAUUCUUCGCUUCGUCAUUCUGUUUAUAGGUGUCAUGAACAGCUUAUUUUCUGUCUAUGAUAUCUAUGAUGAUUUAAUUUCUCGAAGAGUUCACUCGAGUGAUGCCGAGAAAUUUGCUGAAAUUUGUCCUUGCCCUUGUAAUGGUGUUGCAUGGGGAGUUAUUUGGGGUCUAAUAUCAUUUACAUUCCUUUGUGGAUCCAUUUACCUUGGUCUUGUUAUUCUCUCUUAAGGUCUCAUGCGUAUGCCUCGAUCCGGAUAUGCUCAGAUUGGAUUGAAUGUGCUAUUCUUGGCAGAUUGCCAUUAAAUUGAAUAGUGCCAGAUUCAUUUGACUUUCAUCAUUUCUGGGUUAUCAUUUGAGACUUGGGUUUCUCUUGACAAUACUGAUGUUUCCUGUAAUCUGCAUAGCAAAUCAUUCUUUGCAACUUGUGCCACCACUCUAAUUUAUUGCUUCAUUUGACACUAACACUUGGUAAUGUUCAUGUCUCCUAUCA
Musa acuminata AAA Group (dessert banana) is the source of this 1263-nucleotide messenger RNA. RefSeq lists its product as uncharacterized. NCBI's taxonomy places the organism in Eukaryota, Viridiplantae, Streptophyta, Magnoliopsida, Zingiberales, Musaceae. The transcript has 10 exons. Bases 300 to 1001 code for a protein of 233 amino acids. The record is from RefSeq and is a predicted model, not a curated record.